AUGAAUUUCUCUACAUUACGUAUCAAAGCAUCACCAAAUUCAAUGUUUAAGAUUAUUAAGAAGCUUAGUUUUGAGCAGAAGAAAUGUGUGAAAGAACUUGGAUUUAAAAGUUUAUUGAAGUUGGAAAUUGACGAUUUACCUUCAAGACUUAGCUAUUAUGUUGUUCAUAACUUUGAUUAUGAAAAGAUGAUACUAAAAGUUAUGAACAGUGAAAUUAAGGUAGAUAGUCAAAGUGUAAAUGAGAUGUUAGGAAUUCCAAUUGGAGAAAAAGAAGUGGAUCAGCUUCCAUUCCGAGCUAAAGAUGAUCAAUGUUAUAAUAGGUGGAUAAACCAAUUUGCUGAUAAAAAGAACAUCAGAUUUAAAGAUAUCGUGAAUGCAAUUAUUUCAACAAAAGAAGCCGAUUUCAAUUUCAAAUUGAGUUUCAUUGUGUUGUUUUGUAACACACUGGUUGAAGCUACAGGAAAAUAA
Molecule: messenger RNA, 468 nt
Organism: Lactuca virosa
Lineage: Eukaryota; Viridiplantae; Streptophyta; Magnoliopsida; Asterales; Asteraceae
Source: the annotation of a GenBank genome assembly